AUGAAAAGCAGUCAAUCAGAUUCACAUGGGAUUCUUCGUUCACACAUUUUUAUUAUGAUAAGAAAACUCCGCUUUCAAAUAUGUUUCAUUCUGUUGGCAUGUUUUUGUUUAUUGGUAUUGCUGCGCCAUGAAAAGCACCUGUUAGUUUCAUGCGUAUGUCAUUGGAAUUUAUUUCACCUCUCCUCCUUAUGCUCAACACUAAAGAUCAAUGAACAGAGAACAAGAGACUCAGUAUUCGGCAUACAUGCUCAAGGAAAUCAAGAAAAA
Messenger RNA from Trichobilharzia szidati, 267 nucleotides. NCBI's taxonomy places the organism in Eukaryota, Metazoa, Platyhelminthes, Trematoda, Strigeidida, Schistosomatidae. The record is from the annotation of a GenBank genome assembly.